AUACAAUCUCUAUUUCUUCUUCAAGAUAAGAUCAUAAAAAACCAGAAGAAAAAAAAGACACCAUCUUUACCACCCGAAUUCAAAAUCCACAUUCCCUUUCUUCUUCUUCCUCCUCUUCCUUGGAGAAUUCCCAUCUCGACAACUAUGUCUUGCUCCAAUCUGACAAUGUGGGUUUCUUCGAAACCUUCUUUAUCCGAUGCUUCUUCCCUCUCCUUCCGUGCAUCCCUUAACCCCUUUUUCCACCCUCCUUCUCAGAACCCAUCUCCUUCGCGAUCCUCUGCGACGCAAAUCCAGUGUGGUCUCCGUGAGCUCAGAGAUCGAAUUGAUUCUGUGAAGAACACCCAGAAAAUCACAGAGGCCAUGAAGCUCGUCGCCGCCGCGAAAGUCAGAAGAGCUCAAGAAGCUGUCGUUAAUGGCAGACCUUUCUCUGAGACCCUUGUCGAAGUCCUUUACAAUAUCAACGAGCAGCUUCAAACCGAAGAUGUUGAUGUUCCUCUGACAAAAGUUCGACCUGUUAAGAAGGUGGCUUUGGUUGUUUGUACUGGAGAUCGAGGUCUCUGUGGGGGUUUCAAUAACCAAAUCCUUAAAAAGGCUGAAGCAAGAAUCGCAGAAUUGAAGGGUCUGGGUGUUGAUUAUACUGUCAUUAGCGUUGGGAAAAAGGGUAAUUCGUAUUUUAUUCGUAGGCCUUAUAUCCCAGUGGAUAGAUUUCUCGAACAAGGAACUCUGCCAACUGCAAAAGAAGCUCAAGCCAUUGCUGAUGACGUUUUCUCUUUAUUUGUGAGUGAAGAGGUUGACAAGGUUGAGUUAUUAUACACAAAGUUUGUGUCUUUAGUGAAAUCCGAUCCUGUGAUUCAUACUCUACUUCCUCUGUCACCAAGAGGAGAGAUCUGUGAUGUGAAUGGUAACUGUGUGGAUGCUGCUGAGGACGAGUUCUUUAGGUUGACUACAAAGGAAGGGAAGUUGACUGUUGAGAGAGAUGUUUUGAGGACCAAGACAGACGAUUUCUCUCCCAUUUUGCAGUUUGAGCAGGACCCAGUUCAGAUUCUUGAUGCCUUAUUGCCUCUGUACUUGAAUUCUCAGAUUCUUAGAGCACUGCAGGAGUCAUUAGCCAGUGAGCUAGCUGCUAGAAUGAGUGCUAUGAGCAAUGCUACUGAUAACGCCGUGGAAUUGAAGAGGAACUUGUCAAGGGUAUACAACAGGCAACGUCAAGCCAAGAUCACAGGUGAAAUUCUGGAAAUUGUUGCUGGUGCCAAUGCCCUAACAUAGAGGAACACAGUGGUGAUAUGAAGCAUCGAUACAUCAGAUUCCACCGUACUACAGAUUUUGUGGUGUUGUAGUGUUCUGUAUUUGUGCAAGUAUCCGUGCUUCUUAAAUGAUGGCUCUUCUGUUCCUAUGUAGGUAUUAUAAUGGUAUUUUUUCAAAUCCAAAUAUGGUUAUUUAAGAACAAUUAUGCAAGAACUUAGACCUUUUCCCCCUCAUUGUUCUUGCUCAUCUGCACAACCUUUUGUGCUUUAAAGGGAACUGCGAUGUAAUAAUCUGAAACUGACUGAGCAUUCCAACAUUCUCUGUACGCUAAAUUCUUCUUCUCUCUCUGCUAUAUAUGUAAUAACAGUGCAUUUUAGACAUUCCUCAUAAGGUACCCAUCA
Molecule: messenger RNA, 1646 nt
Organism: Neltuma alba
Lineage: Eukaryota; Viridiplantae; Streptophyta; Magnoliopsida; Fabales; Fabaceae
Product: ATP synthase gamma chain, chloroplastic
Exons: 1
Coding region: 145-1266 (373 amino acids)
Biological process (GO): proton motive force-driven ATP synthesis
Cellular component (GO): chloroplast thylakoid membrane
Molecular function (GO): proton-transporting ATP synthase activity, rotational mechanism
Source: RefSeq, a predicted model, not a curated record